Molecule: messenger RNA, 243 nt
Organism: Clunio marinus
Lineage: Eukaryota; Metazoa; Arthropoda; Insecta; Diptera; Chironomidae
Source: the annotation of a GenBank genome assembly
AUGGAAGAGGCUGCUUUUUCAAUUAAUCUUCUUGAUCAAUGUUCAAUGGAAGUUGACAUUAAUUCUAGAGAGAUUUUUGGCGUAAGUGGGUUCAACAUCAAAGGAAGUGCUUUGCAUUUAAAUUGUAAGGAAUUUGAUAGGAAGUCAACUUAUCAAGAAUAUUCACACCGCAUGAGGCCUUCAAAGCACGACAUCUCUGAAAAGCCACUGAAUAAAGUGACCACUCAUUUAGAUAUUUUGUAA